This is a messenger RNA of Hyla sarda, 2337 nucleotides long. It is a transcript of the gene EIF5A2, whose product is annotated as eukaryotic translation initiation factor 5A2. NCBI's taxonomy places the organism in Eukaryota, Metazoa, Chordata, Amphibia, Anura, Hylidae. Gene Ontology annotation, molecular function: ribosome binding; RNA binding; translation elongation factor activity. The record is from RefSeq and is a predicted model, not a curated record. The coding region runs from base 179 to 643 and encodes 154 amino acids. The transcript is spliced from 5 exons. Gene Ontology annotation, biological process: positive regulation of translational elongation; positive regulation of translational termination.
UGCUCAGCGUGUCCAAGAGAAUGUCAAGUCCCUCCUCCAAUAAAAGCGGAAGCGGAGGGGCCGCGUUGGGUGAAGCCUCUGUUAGCUCCUCCUCUCCCGGGCUGCCGCAGUGAAAUUGGGCGCGUUUGCGCAGUGACGUUCCUUUUUUUGUUGGAAGUACUCGUAGACACCCAUCAAUAUGGCAGAUGAGGUAGAUUUCACCACUGGAGAUGCCGGGGCUUCCACCACUUUCCCCAUGCAGUGCUCUGCCCUGCGCAAGAACGGAUUUGUGGUUCUGAAGUCACGUCCCUGCAAGAUUGUUGAAAUGUCAACCUCCAAGACUGGCAAACACGGUCAUGCCAAGGUUCACCUUGUUGGUAUUGAUAUCUUCACUGGUAAGAAGUAUGAAGAUAUCUGUCCCUCUACCCACAACAUGGAUGUCCCAAACAUUAAGAGAAAUGACUACCAGUUGAUUGGUAUCAAUGAUAAAUACCUGUCCCUGCUGACUGACAGUGGUGAAGUCCGUGAUGACCUUAAGCUGCCAGAAGGAGACCUGGGAAAGGAAAUAGAAGCUAAAUAUGAAGCAGGAGAUGAAAUUAUGAUCUCGGUGUUGAAUGCAAUGGAUGAAGAAUGUGCGGUAGCCAUCAAGGCCAUGACCAAAUAAACAGGGAUCCCCGGCUCGAGCUAUCUGCUCAGGUCAAGAUAAACAGAUCUUAAAUUUGGUUCUGAUUGUCACCAAAGCUAUGGCCUUCACAAAAACCUCAUUUCUUUUUGACUUGACUUGUUUGCAAAUACUGCUGGAUUCUAAACUUGGGUAUGCAGUUUAACUGGUCAUUUCCAAAUCACUGCACUAUGGACAUUUCUUGCGUUACCUUUCACAUUCCUGAAGGUGUUCAGUCGAGGGUUCAGCUAAGGGACUCUUUAGAUGAGGUAUUCUGCAUCAGUUUGUCCAUGAUGCAUAGUUUAAAUCAGGCUUCUAGUGUAAUUGGCAAAAGCACCUGGAAUUUAUAAAGGUAAUUAAGCAAAUGUAAAGAUGCAAAACUGUCUUACUAAUAUGUAGAAUGAGGUCUUAGAAUAUUAAGCAAGUUUAAAUCUAUUGCAUGUUAGACUGUUUAAAACACAAAGUGCCAAGUAUAUCACUUGGACAUAAAGAAAUGUGAGUGAUUUAGAAAUGCCAGUUAAAUGCUCCUUCUCCUGCCCCUUCCUCAUUUAAAAGAAUAAAAAAUCCUGGUGGCCAUGUGCAAGUAAAUUGUAUUACCUCUGUAUUCUCCUGCCAACAUGUUGGCUUGCAUAUUGUAACCUUAGACAAAAAUGGUGUCAAAGCCUGCCUACAGUCUAGCCAGGCACUUGGUAUGUUGGGUGAUUCUACACAGCAGGCAUACAUGGCACAAAAUGAGGAUUAGAGUUGUUAAUGCUACAGAUUUUCACUCGAGGCCUUUGUCAUCAGACUGAAAAAAAAUAAAAAUAGAAAAAUGCAGUUCAGUUGCUUUUUUUUUCUUUUAUUGUAUUUAUCUUGAAAUAUUAAACAUAGUAAAGACCUUCCCAGGAAUUGAUUUUGCGGUGCUUCCAGUGUGAAUUUUUUUUUUUUUUUCUGGAAUACAAUGUGGAUAGUAGAAAUGAGAUUUUAAGUGUUUACACAAGCAACCCUUGUGUAGGCUCAGAACCCUACAGUGUCCAGGGUAUUCAGGCUUUAGGGACCCUAGGGUAUGUAUUCUGCAUACUGAAUCUCUAAACUGCUAAAGGGGUUUAAGGGAAAACCUUUUUUAUUUUCAGUUUCAUAAACAGUGCCACUCCUAUCCAUUGGCUGCAUCUCAUAACAUUUUCUAAUCAUACAAUCCCUUUAAGUAGCUUACUGUACUUGUUACGACCAGCUAAAUCAGGUGCACAGAUCUGGGUGUCAUUUUGAUAUCAAUAGAGCUUAAUGUACUGUGCCUACUUGUCAUACAGUAAUGCACAGGUUUUCUGAUCUUUUAAGACUAGGCCACUCAUGUGUCUCCAUCCAGAGCUUCAAGUCUGACUCUUCGGGGGGUGAUGAGCAAGGCUUAUCAUAAAUGGCUUUCCAGUUUUCUGCCCCAGCAGUUUGUCUCUAGAACUUGUUAGGACAUUGUUCAAACCUAAAACAGUUAAAAAGCAAACAUGCCUUGCGUGUAUAGUUUACUGGGUUGUUUAAUGAUUCCGAACAAGCGAAAGUCUCAAGCUCUCUUCCUUGAAUAUCUCAUUCCUGUCAACUUGACAAUUUGCAUUAAUUGUAAGGGUUUAAAGCAAUAGAAAAAACUGACAAAAGCUGACAUGGGAUAUGUGGUAUUAAGGACAUUGGAUAUAGUUAUUGGUACAUCUAAGGUAAGUAGACCAUUUUUU